CUGAAUCCACCCCACAGAGUGAAGUCGAUUUCAAUGACUACUUUCACACAACAGGAAAUAGAAUUUCUGCAGAAACAUGGAAAUGAAGUGUGCAAACAGAUUUGGCUAGGACUAUUUGAUGACAGAUCAUCAGCAAUUCCAGACUUCAGGGAUCCACAGAAAGUAAAGGAAUUUCUACAGGAAAAAUAUGAAAAGAAAAGAUGGUAUGUUCCUCCAGAGCAAGCAAAGGUGGUGGCAUCUGUCCAUGCCUCCAUAUCGGGGUCUUCUGCUAGUAGUACAAGCAGCACACCUGAGGUGAAGCCACUUAAAUCUCUUUUGGGAGAAGCUGCACCAGCACUGCACUUAAACAAGGGCACACCUAGUCAAUCUCCUGUUGUAGUUCGAUCUCAAGGACAGCAGCCACAAGAAAAGAAACAAUUUGAUCUUCUCAGUGACCUUGGCUCAGAUAUCUUUGCUGCUCCUGCUCCUCAUUCAACUGCUACAGCGAAUUUUGCUAACUUUGCACACUUCAACAGUCAUACAGCGCAGAACUCUGCAAAUGCAGGUUUUGCAAACUUUGAUGCAUUUGGACAGUCUAGUGGCUUGAGUAAUUUUGGAGGUUUCCCCACAGCAAGUCAGUCUUCUUUUCAGCCCCAAAAUACAGGUGGAAGUGCUGGAUCAGUGAAUGCUAACUUUGCUCACUUUGAUAACUUCCCCAAAUCCUCCAGUGCUGAUUUUGGAGCCUUCAGUGCUUCUCAGAGCAACACAACAGCAACAGCAGUCAGUAAAGCUGCAGUGAAUAAACAGAAUCUCCAGUCAGCAGACAAAUAUGCAGCUCUUGCUAAUUUAGAUAAUAUCUUCAGCACAGGACAAGGUGGUAGUGAGCAAGGAAGUGGCUUCAGCACUGCAGUGACAGCAUCAGCAGGUCCUGCUUUGUCAGCCCCAAGUCAGUCAAGUGCAUCUUCAGACAAGUAUGCGGCUCUAGCAGAGUUAGACAGUGUGUUCAGCUCCACAGCAACCUCUAGUAAUGCAUAUACUUCCACCAGUAACGUUAGCAGCAAUGCUUUUGGAACAGUACCUGUGGCUGCUACUGCACAGACCCAGCCCGCAUCUUCGAGCGUGCCUGCUCCGUUUGGAGCAACACCUUCCACAAAUCCAUUCGUAGCGGCCCCUGUUGCCCCAGUGGCACCUUCAACGAAUCCAUUCCAGACAAAUAGCCGAGGAGCAACAGGCCUCUCGGGAGCAAUGCACUCUCACAUAUUUCCUCAGGCUCAUUUUGCAGCAACAUUUGGCACUGCAUCCAUGAGCAUGCCUGCAGGAUUUGGAACUCCUGCCUCCUACAGUCUUCCUACUAGUUUUAGUGGCAACUUCCAGCAGCCCACAUUCCCAGCCCAGGCAGCUUUCCCUCAACAGACUGCUUUUGCUCAGCAGCCAAAUGGAGCAAGUUUUGCUGCAUUUGGACAGGCAAAGCCUGUAGUAACUCCUUUUGGACAAGUUGCAGCUGUUGGAGUAUCUAGUAAUCCUUUUAUGGCUGGUGCACCAACGGGACAAUUUCCAACAGGAAGCUCAUCAACCAAUCCUUUCUUAUAGCCUUAUAGACACUUUACCUAAAAGAACUCUUAUGUGGUCACAUAACAUCUCUGCGCCUCUUGCACUGUUGUCUUGUUUCACUGAUAUUAGCUUUAAACACAAAAAAAGUAAAGUAAAAAUAAAAGCCUGCAUUGUGUACCUUAGGAAGAAAAAAAAAACAGUACAAAACAAAACCACCCCCUGCCCCCCAUGAGGUAAUAAUGUGCAAAACAGAGGGCUGUGGUAACAUCCUUGAACCUGUGAAUUGGCAGGUAAAAAGUAGCGGUAUCAUGUAUAUUAAAAUUGGCUAAUAAGUUAUUGCAGAUACCACAUUCAUUAUGCUGCAGUACUGUACAUAUUUUUUCUUAGAAAAUAGCUAUUUGUGCAUAUCAGUAUUUGUAACUUUAACACAUUGUUAUGUGAAAAAAAAAUGUUACUGGGAAAUAGAUCAGCCACUUUUAAGGUGCUGUUGUAUCUCUUGGAAUGAAUGAGCUACAUCAUUUUAACCAUUGGUAUUGGAAGUCAUGAAGUUAAAUUGAAGGUUUAUUCAUUUCUCAAAAUGUUUUCCUUUCCUAAGAGCUCUUCUAUUUAUACAUGCCUAAAUCUCUAAUGUUAGAGGGAUACCUGUCUGCAUAAUAAAGCUGAUCAUGUUUUGCUACAGUUUGCAGGUGAAAAAAAAUAAAUAUUAGAAAAA
This is a messenger RNA of Tinamus guttatus (white-throated tinamou), 2242 nucleotides long. NCBI's taxonomy places the organism in Eukaryota, Metazoa, Chordata, Aves, Tinamiformes, Tinamidae. The record is from RefSeq and is a predicted model, not a curated record.